Caenorhabditis angaria is the source of this 2740-nucleotide messenger RNA. Lineage: Eukaryota; Metazoa; Nematoda; Chromadorea; Rhabditida; Rhabditidae. The record is from the annotation of a GenBank genome assembly.
AUGGGAUGUGGAUCUUCAUCAUCAACAUCAGAAGUUGCACCGGCUCCUGAAAUGAUCGAACCAUCUCCGCCUUCCGAAGUGCCUUCCGAUCCAAAAAUCCCGCGAAGCUACCGCCCAUCGAUUAUUAGUUUACAAAUUCCAAACGAGUUCGGUGAUGAUAUAAGUUCGGAUGCUUUAAGUGAUCGGAGCAAUGAGCAUGAAGAAAAUCAGGAUUAUUUAUAUGCCACAGAUGUUACUUUACAAUGGCUUUUGCAAAGAAUUGCGGAUAAAACUAAUAAGGAAAUCCCCGAAGAUCCACAGUGGAUUAUUGAGAGAUUGAAUAGACCAAGUUGGGAUUGUAAGUUUUUUUUUUUGGUUUUUUUUAAGGGGGACGACAAGACGACAAAAUGUUAUUUGCUCAAAAGAUCGGGCUCUCCAAUUAGCAGUCAUAUUCCACGUCAUAGUAAUCUACGUGGCCGCUGAAGCGGAAGACAGUGCCGCUGACGCGGAAGCUUGCGGUUUACACUCGCUACGCUCGAGGACAUUUUUUCGAGCGGAGCGAGUGUAGACCGCAAGCUUCCGCGUCAGCGGCACUGUCUUCCGCUUUAGCGGCCACAUGGAUUACUAUGACGUGGGAUAGAUAGCCUUAGCAAUAUAGCUUACAAGCUUGUUAGCAGUCAUCUCCCACGUCAUAGUCACAAUCCACGUGGCCGCAAAAAAUGUCCUCGAGCGUAGCGAGUGUAAACCGCAAGCUUCCGCUUUAGCGGCCACGUGGAUUACUAUGACGUGGCAAACGUGGUUUUACUACUUUUGGGGAGCCUUUAACUUUGCGGCAAAAAAAUUUUGUCGAUUAACCCCCCCCUUUAAAGAAAUCUAAUAUUUUUCCAGCCGAUUAUGCCACUUCUUCGGUAGUUCGUGUAACUUUUGGAUGGGAAGAGGAUGGACUUCCAAAAAGUGUAGUUCUCAAAACUCCCGUUGCAAAAGAUCAGCGAGAAGAUGAAGAGGGUAAAUAUCACUACAUUAUGUUUAAGCGUGAAUGUAAUGUUUAUGAGUGGACUUCGAAGUUUCCCAAACUCGUUGCUCCAAAUAUAAUUCACAUUAAAAAACAUUCGAAAGAGGGAAGUGGUGUGGUUGUGAUGGAAGAUGUUAGUGACAAAGGAGUUGAGCAAGAUCCAGUCAAAGGGUUAACGGUGAGCCGGUUUUUUCUCUUUUCAAUUAAAGGCGGUCAGACAGCUAUUCCGGUUGACGGAGACCACCCACGAAGCCUCCGACUUUAACCGGGCUAAACUUGAACCAAACCAAAGAUAGAGAUGAAAAAAUAUGAAACUUCAAAUCUUCCUGUGCAAAAGUACGUCGCGGUGUUUGCACACACACACAAAUCCGCUGGACGUGGGGGGGCAAUUUGAAAUUUUCAAAACACAGGAUUUUCUCAGCUCGUAUUAACUUUCAUGAUUUCAGAAUUUUUUUACUGGUUCCUUUCAUAUUGAAUUAUUUUUGACAUUAAGCUUCGAGGGUGGUCUUGGUCAAUAUUGUCUAACUGCCUUUAAUUAUGCCUAGCAACUCAAAAAAUGUAAUCUUCAGCUCGAAAUAGUUCGCGACCUUCUAAAGCACAUUGCCUACCUCCACGCCACAUCCUUGCGGCAUUCUUCUUGGAGCACAUUAGUCGCCGAUCUUCCCCCAUCAUACUAUACACACAUAAUUGGGAAUUUUGACGAGACAAUGACAUUUUUCGAGCGACAAGACGUGGAUCACAGUCGAUUUGUGCAUACUGCCAAAUUUUUUUCCGACGAAUUUUUGCACUCGAUUGCGACGGAGACUACGGAGAAACUGGAGAUUCCCAAGGUUUUGGUGCACGGCGAACCGUAUACUAGUAAUAUUUUUACGAGGACGGAGGGAAAGGAUCAGCGGGUUUCAGCGAUUAUUGAUUGGACAGGUGGGGCAUUUUUUUUUAAAUUAAAAAUCAUAAUUGGGCUACUGUAGUUGGAAAAUGUUUUUUGUGUGUAAUUGUCCGUCGCGGUGUAUGUGUGUGGUUGCCCGCGCUUUUCAAACUUUUUGAAUUUAUUUAUUUUUUCUGCGAGCUUUUCAUUCGAGAAAUCUGAAUAGGAAAGUUCAAAUCUGAAAUUUCAAAUCGUACUGUACACAAAAGUGUUUACACACACGGCAAUUUAAAAAUCGAAAAUCAAACAUUUUCCUCAGCUAUCAACUUUCAUUGGUUUUCUUCCAACCUUAGGCUUUUGAAAAAAUUUAAAAAAAAAAAUUUCAAAAAAUUUCAAAUAAUUUUCACAAAAUCAUCAAGGUGGAUUUUUUCCAAACUCAGGACUUUGAAAAAUUUCGAUUUCAAAUUGCCUCGAAGUCACGUGGAUUGGUGUGUGUAAACACUUUUGUGUACAGUACGACUUGAAAUUUCUUUCAUAUUCACAAUCAGAAAAAUCCCAUUUUCGCAGAAAGUCACUCUGGAUGUUUCGCUGAAGAUGUGGCCAAAAUCAUAUGUUGGAACUUGAAUGCCAAAGAACGCGUCGAUAACACAAGUUCACUCCUUGAAGGUUAUCAUUUCCACUUAGCUCGAUAUUACGAUGGAGAUUGUCCAUUCACAGUUGAUAUUAUUCAAAAAGCCUACGAAAUCUUUGUGCCAUUUGCAAUGGUUUCACUGUGCGGAAAAGUGAUGAGUGUGAAGAACAAAGCCGAAAAAGAGCCAUUGAUUGAACGAGCCAAAAAUCUCCUUCAACAAUGUUAUACGAUUGAGAAGAUCAAUGAGCAAUAA